This is a messenger RNA of Osmerus eperlanus (European smelt), 1441 nucleotides long. It is a transcript of the gene urp2, whose product is annotated as urotensin II-related peptide. Bases 409 to 1104 code for a protein of 231 amino acids. Gene Ontology annotation, biological process: regulation of blood pressure; blood vessel diameter maintenance. The record is from RefSeq and is a predicted model, not a curated record. Gene Ontology annotation, molecular function: hormone activity. Gene Ontology annotation, cellular component: extracellular region. Lineage: Eukaryota; Metazoa; Chordata; Actinopteri; Osmeriformes; Osmeridae. The transcript is spliced from 4 exons.
GCAGCCGCACACAAGUCAAACGCACGCGCACGCAAACUCCUGACAAGCCUUCUUCACAGAGGCGCAUCCCUGCCCAACGACAAGUGUGUGAGACAAGACAGACAGGCAAGACAGACAGACAGACAGGCAAGACAGACAGACAGACAGACUCAACGAAAAGUUCCCUUUUAAAGUUGUCAAAGAGAGAAAUAGAGUCACCUGAAGAGCUCGAGCAGUCAGCGGCUGGUCGAACGACCAGGACGGAAGAACAUCUGGAACAUCUCGGACCAGAGGACGACCGAGCUCAGUCAGCUCUUUGAGGAACAAACGGGGAGAACGUCAACUUCAAACAGAGGAACCCGACAGGAACCAGACUGUGGUGGUUCUCCAAAAUCGGUGGUCAAAAGCACAUUUAGAAGCGGUUGAGUCAUGCAUGUGUUUCCAGCAGGCGUUGGUCUGAUGGUGAUGUUAGCUCUGGGGGCUGUUGUGGACACAGCCCCCACCACCCUCACCAAACCAGCGUAUGGUGAACCUCCUGAUCCGUCCGCAAGUCAGUCGGACGUACAAGCAAGGUCCAAGUCAGCAGCAGACACACUGAUAAAACAAGCGAACCUGUCGCCGAUGACAACCAACCCAUCCCGUGGCGACGGGACGACCCCAGCGGCCAGCAGUCUGGGCAAACGAACGAAGACGGCUCCAGUGCCAAGCAGUCCAAGUAGACGAGCCCAGAUUCUGAAGAUGCUCUCCGCUCUGGAGGAACUCCACAGGGUGAUGAAUGGUUCCCUGAGUACGAGGAUUACUGUGAUGGCCAGAGGUGAGAUAAGACAGUCAUCACACACACACUAUGCACACACCAAACACAUUUCUAAUUUCUUAUUUCUAAUAACAUUUGUUUGUCACGUUUCAGCAAAUGGCAAAAUUUCUGUGAAGAAAAAUAAACGGGUGACUGCAGAGGACAGUGUGAAAACAACAACAGGGCCUCCGAUGGAAGCCGGUGGUAAUGCUCUCAAAGCCAGCACGGAUCACAUUGACCCGAGCAGCUGGGCUUUCAAGAAGUCUCUCCCUCCGCAGCCGAAGAAGCCCAAUAAGAGAGUAUGCUUCUGGAAGUAUUGCUCCCAGAACUGACCCCUCUUCAGUGACCCUCCCAUCUCUCUAUCAACCCCGCCUCCCAUCCCCUCCACCUCUUAACAUACACCAACACUUCCCCAACCACUUGCCCCUCUCCAAAGCCCUCCAAGACCUCCUCACCGCGACCCUGGCACCAGGCAACCUGAGCGUCGAGGCAUCGGGAGGGCCGGCGCCAGCGGCAAACUUUUUCAUUGGCUCAUCAAUAACAGUACUGACCAAUCAGACGUGUGUACUCGUGCAUGAAAGCCUGUUAACCUGGAGUGAGGCCUUUCGUGGGCCAGCUCAAAUAAAGAUGACCUCAGCAUGACAAAACAUCUGGGACAAUAAAGACAAG